Coffea eugenioides is the source of this 3747-nucleotide messenger RNA. Its product is annotated as putative late blight resistance protein homolog R1A-3. The coding region runs from base 1 to 3747 and encodes 1248 amino acids. The transcript has a single exon. The record is from RefSeq and is a predicted model, not a curated record. Gene Ontology annotation, molecular function: ADP binding. NCBI's taxonomy places the organism in Eukaryota, Viridiplantae, Streptophyta, Magnoliopsida, Gentianales, Rubiaceae. Gene Ontology annotation, biological process: defense response to other organism.
AUGGAGAGCAAUUGUGCUGAUUCUACCAUUGAACAGCUCACAAAGCUAUUGAGUCGACCAUGCCUGACUUUGCCUAUGAAACACCAAAUCCAGGAUCUGCAACUGGAACUGAGAUUCCUGAAAAUGUUCUUUUACUGCUCCACAAAGUUCAGUGGUCCUGAUGAGGAUAUUAUGGGCGUGAAAUCGGUCCAGAAUAAUGCUGAAUCUACUUUAGAAUCAGCAGGAAAGGCCCUCUAUCAAGCUGGAUAUUUUGCAAUCAUUGGAAUAGAUGUUAAAGACUGGGACCGUUUGGCAUCCGAUCUGCUACAAAAAGUCUGCAUGUUAAAGCCUGAAAUCAGAAGACUCUGCAUUCAUUGGCUAGAAAGCUCAUCGCAAACCAAGUCCUCCACAAGUGAUGAGAUCCUGGAAUUCAUGGAUUCCAUCCUCGUGAAUCUUAAGGAUCUUGUCAGCUUGAAAGCUGAUAUUGUUGUUCCUGUGAAGAUACAAAUCCGAUCUCUUGAAAACAAGCUAAGGUUUUCCAGAAACUUUGUUGACUUCACAGCAAAGCGCUGCAUUAGUCAUGGCAAAUUGGAAGAUUUCUUGACAUACAUUCAAGCUUGGGCUAAUAGCGCUGCCUGUAUGUUACUUCGGUACUGGGUGGAUUUUAUGAAUGAAAACAUGGAACUUCAUUUGAAAGCUGUGCUUUCUGCUACGCUGCUGAAGGUCAUGCCUUCUACUCCAGCAGUCGCAGAGAUGUAUCUUGAACUCCUGAAAGCUUCAAAGUCUUUGCCAACAGAUGCUCUUUUGAUGGGAGAAAUUGUAGCUAGCUUUAUUGACUUUCUUCUUGAAAAUCUUGCGCUUUCUUUGAAGGAUAAGUAUGCAAUUCUUCGGGAAGGGCUGAUAUUCUUGAUGAUUUUUCUCUUGGAUCCCCCAAAGGAAUGCACAAGAAAAACAGAAAAUGUAUCUUGGACGAAUGUUGAUAUUCUGAACAGUUUAGUGGAAUCUCUGGUUUGCUCGCUCUACACUGAUCCGACCGAGGAUGACACUUCCAAGAGAGAUGUUCUUUCAGAUUUGCUGGAAAAGAUUGAGAAAGUCAAGGUAGAGGUCAGAGCGCUUUAUCUUGAGACCUCAAGCUCAUCACAGUCUAACUUCCCCAAGAUUAAUGGAAUGGGAUUCAUUGAUUUCCUCACAGUGGAUUUCACUGACAUAGUGAAAUGUGAGGCCAGUUUCAUCCCCUUUGCAGAAAAUAAAGUUAUGACAGUCCAUGAGGAGCUGUUAUAUUUCAGGUCCUUUCUUUGUGAUAUCAUGAAUCUGCAAAAUAAGCAUGAGGAGUUAAAGGCUCUCUGGACACAAAUCAUCAAUUUGGCAUACCAGGUGGAGAAUGUUAUCAGCUCUUUUUCUAUUGUUGACAUUCCUAUUUGGUACAACAUAAUACGCUUCUCCAAUAUGCUAGAAGAAAUCAAGCUGGUCAAGAAUGAGGUGACGAAGUUGAAGCAGAAAUAUAACAUUGGAAAGAGAAUUGCUGAGACAAAUUCCAUGCAUGGCCAUCCGUCUCAAGUUAAAACUUCAAAAAUCGAUGAAACUGUUGUAGGUUUCAUGGAUGAGGCAAAAGAGAUAAUUAGGUUGCUUACCGGACCAUCCAGAAGGCUAGAAAUUGUUGCGAUUGUUGGUAUGCCUGGAGUAGGUAAGACAACUCUAGCUAAGAAAGUUUAUAAUGAUCCUUUCCUUGCAUCUCGGUUCCAAAUACAGGCAUGGUGCUUUGUUUCUCAAGUGUAUACUCCUAGAGACUUGUUACUUGCCAUUUUAAAGACUGUUAUUGAUAGUGGCCGUGAUGUUGAUUUAUCCAAAUUUAGCGAUGGAGACUUGGCUUUAAAGCUCAAACAAUGCUUAAGUAAACAGAAGUACCUCGUGGUAAUGGAUGAUAUUUGGGAAAUUAAAGCUUGGAAUGAUAUAAAACUAUCAUUUCCAGAUGAUCGAACAGAAAGUAGAAUAAUGUUCACGAGUCAAAAUCGUAUUCUGGCUUCAGAUGCUGGUCUAACUAGCAACACCUAUCCACUCUCUCCACUGACUGAGGAGAAAAGUUGGGAGUUUUUACGAGAGAAGCUAUUUCUCAAAGGUGACUGCCCUCAUGAGCUAUCAAGAAUCGGGGAGCAGAUUGUGAAACAUUGUGAAGGACUGCCUCUGGCAAUAAGUGUUAUUGCAGGUCUACUUGCGAAGGAAAAGAAGAAUGUAAACUGGUGGAAUCAAGUUGAAGGAAGUUUACAUUCAAAUGCUACUAGUGAUGGGUACAUGGGAACUCUGGAACUGAGCUUCACGCAUUUAUCUUAUUCGUUGAAACCAUGUUUCCUUUACUUUGGAUCAUUUCAGAAGGGCGAAGUAAUUAGUGCCCAGAAGUUGACCCUGUUAUGGAGUGCUGAAGGACUCAUAAAGAGAACCGAGAGGGAGAGCUCUCAAAUUCUGGCAAAGGGUUACUUGACGGAGCUAAGGGAUCGAAGUUUAGUAAUUGUUUCUGAAAGAAGCUUCGACGGAGGAAUAAAAGCUUGCCGUGUUCAUGAUCUGCUAUAUGAUUUUUGCGCAGGAAAAGCUAAAGAUGAAAAGUUUCUACAUGUGGCGGAGAAGUCAGAGGUUUCUCAUAGUUCUUUGGAUCCUGCAACGCAUGGCUAUUGCCGAUUGUGCAUUCAUGGUGACUUGGAAGCUUUCAUGAGCUCUGUACCUCCUUGUCCAUGUGUAUGCUCUCUUCAAUUCUUUGGCACCACUAGAUGGAAUCAGUCAUACUCUAACUUGGUUGGCUCUGACAUAUUUAACCGAUUUAAAUUUCUUAAAGUGUUGAAUUUGGAGAGAGUCUGUCUGGAUUGCCCUUUUCCAGAAGAAGUAAUAUCAAUAAUUCGUCUGAGGUAUAUAGCAAUUUGGGGUUAUAUUACAGCUGUUCCUGCAUCGCUAGCCAAACUUCGGAAGCUGGAAACACUGAUCGUAAAAGGAAUGGAAAAAUUCAUUCAUUUGCCUGAUACCAUCUGGAAGAUGAAAAGCUUAAUGCAUGUUGAAGUAAGUGAAACGGCUGUUCUCUCCUUGGGUGACUAUGAGGAUGAGGAGUCCUGUCAAUUGGGUAAUAUGGUGACCUUUGCUUCACUAUCUCUUUCUCAUGUAGGAGAUACAGAGAAGCUGUUAGGGAGGUUAAGGAGAGUUCAGAAGCUGAGAUGCGUACUUAUGGAGUCAAAGGAUUAUCAAAAGACGGGCAUUCAAUUUCCAGCACUGUCCUCCUUAGAAGAUCUUCAAUCAUUGCAAUUGUCAAUCGAUGGUUCUCAUGAGCAAGUGUUCUAUUGUUGGUUGCGCAUUCAGUUUAAGGGAUUUAGCUUUCCGUCAGGGCUUAGGAAACUGACCUUGUAUAAGUUGGGUCUACCAUGGAGGGCAAUGUCAACAAUUAGGAAGCUGCGAUUUCUUGAGGUACUGAAAUUGCGACAGCAUUCCUUUCGGGGCAAGAUAUGGAACAUGGAAGGUGAAGAAUUCAGAAAGCUCAAAUUCUUAGAAGUGUCAAACUUAGAUAUCGUGCACUGGAAGGCCCGCACAAAUCCCCUUCCCAGCCUUGAGCAACUUGUUGUGGGAGAGUGUCUUGAACUUGUGGAGAUUCCUUUUCGCUUUGCAGAAAUUCAAGAUCUGGAGGAAAUUCUGUUAAGGAGGUACAACAAUGAAUUGCUGAAAUCAGCUCAGGAAAUUGUCGAAGAAGCGAUGAUUGAAGACGGCAGGGAAAUUCGUUUACUCAAGUUCCGUUAA